This is a messenger RNA of Spodoptera littoralis (African cotton leafworm), 3612 nucleotides long. NCBI's taxonomy places the organism in Eukaryota, Metazoa, Arthropoda, Insecta, Lepidoptera, Noctuidae. The record is from the annotation of a GenBank genome assembly.
CCGAUUAGAACAUCUCUUUUAUAAAAAUGUAUAUUGUCAAAAUAAGGCUAUAAAUUCUCGUAUGUCAAAGUCAAAGGAUUUAUUGUCAUCGCAAGCAAACCUAUAGCAGGAAAUACCUAUAAAAAUAGUUCACUGUUAUAAAAAUAUAAAUCAAUAAUGUGGAUACUAACUCUCUAUAUAGUGAAGACAACAUAUAGAUAAGUUAUAAAACUAGCAGUGUGUGUCGAAAUAUUCAUGAAAGCGACGUAUCGAAAUACGCAAUCUGAAUCUUAAGUAGUAUUGUAUUUAAUCUACUAAUUUUACUAAACAGGUCUGAACAAUGCUCUCUGAAGACGGUAUGGAGAACAGGCGAGGACCUCCCGGAGUCAACUCCAGGUCCAUGAGUGUUGCUCACUCUGCUGCUGAUCUUGAGGUAGUCUCCGGAAAAGCCCUCCAUUUAAUCUCCCAACAGAGAGAUAACUGCGACAGGGAGUUUAAAGAAAUACAAAACAUUCGCGAACAACUCUCAACGACACUACAAACAUGUCAAAAGGCCCGGGUUCAACUCAGAGCCGCGUCAAAUCACCUCACAAUAUCAACAUUUGUAAUCCUUGCAAAUUUUCGGAAAAGACAAAUCAUCAGAUCGGUACUGAAAUCGUUAGAGCUACUCCGAAGUUUACGCAGCGUCGAAAAAGAUGUUGCGGACUUGCUAGUAAAAAAAGAAUAUUAUGAAGCCAUAGAUUUGAUUCUGAAAAGCAAAAAGGCUGCUAGUCUUCAUAAAGAGUAUACAUGCAUAUCAGAUUUGGCAUCUCGUCUCCAAGAUACGCUGGAUAUGACAGAAGAAAAAUUGGACACAGUACUAGCAAGCCUCUGCUACAAUUUCGACGAAAAUAUCUUUCGGAAAUUGCGAAAAACUUACGCUCUGCUUGGAAAAACUCAAGCGGCCAUGGAGCAGUUACAUAUGCAUUAUUCUUCCGCGGUAAAUGAGUCUGCUAUCGAAGCAGUUAAGAGUUAUGUAGGAGACAUUUCCGAUAUGAAAUUCAAAGAAAUGUGUCAGUCCGUGCAAGCGAAUAAAGCUCCUAUUUGCUUGUUGAAUUUGUGCGAAAAUCUCUUCUUAAUCAUGAGGAGUUAUUACCUCUUAGUGGAAUGGCAUUCGAAAUAUGACGAAGAAGAAUCGAUACCGAUCUCGAGUAAUGUUUUUGAAAUCGAGAAGAAUGUUAGCAGAGAGUAUAUAAGGCAGAAAUUAAAAGCUGGGCUUGUUCGGAUCUGGAACGAUGUCCAAGCUAAAGUCUCAACGUUUUUGCGCAGUUCUGGCAUAGAAGAGUAUCCCUUUGAGAAGUUCAUACAAAUGUUAGGAGUGCUAAGAAAACUGACUCAAGUCGCUGAAGUGUUUUGUGGUGAUAAAUCAGACCUUUUGCAAGAUUUUAUUAAGACCCAAAGUGUUUUGUACAUAAAGAACUAUCACAAGGGACGGAUGGAGGAAUUGAAGCUUUUUUUGGAAAACGAAGGCUGGGAACAGUGUCCAGUUAAAUCUACGUUUAAUUUACUCUACCUACAAGAGUUCAAACAGUUCAAAAAGUACCUAAAUGUUAGGACAGACACUUCUCUUCUAAAGACCCAAUCCGAUGGAGCGUCCUCGGUCCAUUCGCAAGAAAACAGCGUCUAUAUCGCGAAGUACUUCAAACAAAGCACACACCACACGCCAUUCGAGAUCUUUCGCAAUGAAAAUAUAACGAAUGAUGAUAUUUUUGGCCUUGAACCGGAGUUGGUAAGCGAUGAUUCGGAGGAUGACGAACCAGAUGAAUUAAAAAGGGAUUUUGUUGACGAAAAUGAUCGGCCUGAACCGAACCAAAGUCCUAGCAGAGUUACGGAUAGUGUCAUAGUCACAAAUACCACGUUAUCAGUCCUAAGACACUGCGGACAAUACCUCCAAAUAUGUCGCUACUUACCCCAAAUUUCAUUAGAAGUCGUGAUGCUAAUGAACCAACUUUUCGACUACUAUUUCUUUACUGUACACCUAUUUUUUACCUCUGAUUUAGACGUCGCUUCUUCAACUUUAUACAGUGCGAAAUUGAACGCUGUCUUAAAGAGGAUAAAGAACAAUAUUGAUACGGAUAACUCUGGCGAGGUUGACGGCAAAAUACCUUGUCCAGAUCCCCCUCAGCAUCUAAACAUGACUUCAGAAGAAAAUUUGCACGGUCUUCCGGAAAGGAUAGUUGCGGUUGAAAGCGUUAUCUUCUUGUCGAAGCAAUAUGAGAUCUUGCAACCUUACUUAGAGUCUAUAGUCGCUCCUCACCAGAGAAUGAUCUUAGAACAUUUUAAAGAUAAUACGUUGGCCGUCGUUCAGGACUUAAGGGUGCCCGUGUAUAUGUGUUCGGCCUCUAAAGCGGUCGACGCAAGAACAGCUUUAAUAGCCAUGUCGCAAGUCAAAUGGGACGUCAAAAACGUCGCAGUCGAACACAGCGCUUAUGUAGACAUGAUUAUACGCAAAAUACAAGUUUUUGCGCUUCGUUUAGAGAAUAUUUCGACGAAAAUAACUCUUAAUAUUGACAUUUUGAACUCUAUAUGGAGUAUGGUGUCCAAAUUCAUAGUUCAUUUGCUUGUUGAAGGGUUUUCGAAUGCGACGAAAUGUUCGAAUGGGGGCUUAAUGCAAUUGGAUUAUCGGCAAUUAUUCCUGAAACUGGAGAAGAUAUCAGGAUUACGGCAUGAGCCUUUUUACCGGAGACUGAGAGAGUGGUAAACAGUACACAGCUAUAACCAGAGGCGAAUUAACCUCUUGAAUGCACCACAUAACAUCAUGCCUUUUAUCCCCGAAUGGGUAGGCAGAGGUGCAUAUUGCGGCACUUAAGGCAACUGUACAAUGUAACACUCAUUUUUCACUAUUUAUUUUAUGAGUCCCAUGUAAUAGGGAGUGAGCCUAUUACUGCAUACCGGGCACAAUUCCAGAUUCGGUGCUACUACCUACUGCAUUUUUUUUAAAUUCAGUAAUACUUUGCCCGACCAGGGAAUUCAACCCGAGACCCCUUGCCCGGUAGUCGCACUUGCGACCACUCGGCCAACGAGCCAGGAUACUUGAAUAUGAGACAACCAAAAAUACAUUGUGUCUCGCAUGGAUCCACAUUUAGACACACGAAAGGUUAAAGGUAGGCAAGCACCUGCUUGCCUAUGGCGCUCUCUAUGUAUAACGUCAUAGGCGUGACAAUUUUUUUGUCGACGCCGUCAGUUGUGCACGCGCGUCUCCCGGCGCCCCUCUGUAACCUGGCGCCCGGCACUUGUCUAGAGCGCCUUAGGGAUAAUACGGCUCUGGCUAUAACUAAUGCACGUAGCAAGCUGUGUGUCAUGUAGCGCGCUAGGGAAGUGUAGGGGAGUAAGUCUCGGGAAAAGUCUAGAUUUUGUGUAAUAUUAUUGAUUAUGUUUUAAAGAUAAUAUGAAAAUGUAUGAGAUUAAUAUAAAUGUAAAACAUUUAGUAUGCAUGUAAGAAAACAAAGAUUGAUUCAGUACAGAGAUAGUAGCCAUUGGUUGUCUAGAGCCGACCAAUGGCUACAAAAGAUAUGGCUUCGUUACAAAGUUAAUAACACCACAAGACAAUCGGCGAAGCGUCACCGAUUCAUGGUAGAUGUCCCACCCAGACAC